This is a messenger RNA of Trematosphaeria pertusa, 1020 nucleotides long. Its product is annotated as phosphatidylethanolamine N-methyltransferase. The coding region runs from base 104 to 709 and encodes 201 amino acids. Gene Ontology annotation, molecular function: S-adenosylmethionine-dependent methyltransferase activity. NCBI's taxonomy places the organism in Eukaryota, Fungi, Ascomycota, Dothideomycetes, Pleosporales, Trematosphaeriaceae. The record is from RefSeq and is a predicted model, not a curated record. Gene Ontology annotation, biological process: phosphatidylcholine biosynthetic process. The transcript is spliced from 5 exons.
CACGUUGGUGCAUCUUCGACUUCGAACCGCUCUUCCUCCAGUCCUUCUUCGCACCUGUGCUUCCGUAUUACGUUUCUCAGGUCUUGUGGAUUGAUUCGGCAUCAUGAGUAACCUUGUGGAUUUCAGCCAGUCCAGUUUCUGGAUUUCUGCAGCGUCAAUCGUGUUCAAUCCGACAUUCUGGAACAUCGCAGCGCGGCAAGAAUACCACAACAAAGUCAUAACGAAGCUCUUCGGCGGAAACUCGCGCCUAGGCUGCUAUGCGCUCGCCGUCACCAUCUUCUCGCUCGGCAUAUUUAGAGACUACCUCUACUCCGAAGCCCUUGCCGCCCAACCCACGCACCCAACCCUCCUCUCCCCCGCCAUCCACCUCUCCGCGAUCCCGCUCUUCCUCAGCGGCAACAUCCUCGUCCUAAGCUCCAUGUACGCGCUCGGCGUCACAGGAACCUACCUAGGCGACUACUUCGGCAUCCUGAUGGACGCGCCAGUCACCAGCUUCCCCUUCAACGUGACCGACGCACCCAUGUACCACGGUUCGGUCAUGUCCUUCCUCGCGACCGCAAUCUGGAAGGGAAAGCCCGCCGGCAUCGUACUGACGGGGCUGGUCGCGGUCAUGUAUACGAUUGCGAGACAGUACGAGGAUCCGUUUACGACUAUGAUCUAUCAGAAGAGGGAUGAGGAGAGGAAGAAGGGCGGAAAGAAGGCGCAGUAGACAAGCGGCUCGGCGAUGGAGACGAGAAUGGGGUCUGGUUGGCCCGCGGAGAGGAACAUUAAAGGCGGCGCAACUCCUACGACGGUUGAGCAAAGUAGGAUAACGGGACAGCACUCUUUGAGUUCGUUCCGGAUGGGCCAAGGUGCCUUUGAUUCAACAUAUCAGUCAUGCACAGCGACGGAGUUCAUGGGUUGCGGGUAUUCAACUGCCUCCGCACACAAGCCUUGCUACGGGCGCAAAAGUUAUUCGCUUCGCAUCUCUUUCUCUCAUCGUCUACUAUAGGUAGAUAGAUAUUACAGGCUUUAUUGCAC